CGCCGCGGUGCUCUCCUCCAGCCUCUGCCGCCAUGGAGGUGGGCAGCCUCCCUGUGGAGCUGUGGAGGGUCAUCUUGGCCUACCUUCCGCUCCCUGACUUGGGCCGCUGUUGCCAGGUGUGCCUCGCCUGGCGGGAGCUCAUCCUCUCCCUGGACAACACCCGCUGGAGACAACUCUGCCUGGACUGUCCCGAGUGCCGACACCCCAACUGGCCUAGUCAGCCCCACGAGGAGCCCCCGUCCUGGAGGGAGGCCCUGAAGCAGCACGCCCUGUGCACACGCACCUGGACUCAGAAUGUGCCGGAGCUCCAGUCCUCCGCCUGCCUCCUCUUCUUCCGUCGUCGGAAGGAUCGCAGGGUUUGGCACGUGGGGCCCGGGUGCGAGUUUGAGACCCUACGUGGGGCCCUUGGGGCGGUGGGGCCAUAUGAUCGUGUAGUUCUUCACCCGGGGGUGUAUGAGGAGCACGCCGAGGUGGCGCUAAAGGUGCCUGUGGAGCUGGUUGGGCUGGGCCAGUUGGGCGAGGUGGCCCUCCUGGUGUGUAUGGAGCAGCAGUGCCCUACUGCCCGCCUGUGUAACCUGGUCUUCAUGCCACCCUGGUUCUCCACCGUGGUCUACAAGGCGUCAUGGGGUCACGUCCAAAUAGAUAACUGCAACUUUGAGGGGGCCCAGUUGCAAAUCCGCGGCCCGGGAACCUGCCAGGCUCGCUUCUGCUCCUUCUCACAGGGCAGCUCCGCCCACUUUCUGGGCGUCGUACUCAGUCUGCUGGACAGCUGCGACUUCUCGGGAAGUGACACGGCCUCCGUGACCAUCGAGGGUCCCCCGGUGUCGGAGAGGAACUGGGCUUGUAAACACUUGGCUGCUCUGGCCAGGACGUUCCCGUCAUGCGGUGUGUCUUGGAACAAUAGCCCGCCCAGAGGCCCUCAGGCGGGCUCCACUGGCGGGCACCAAACUCCCAGCGCUAAUGUAAAAAAAGAGCAUGUGAGUAUCGAAGACUGGCAGAGGAGGACUGGGGUGGAUGCGAUGUGUCAGGGCACAGUGAUCGAAGACGGCUGGAGUGAUGGAGACUGCAGCGAGGGAGAGGAGGAGAGCCGGGAUGCAAGAGGAACCAACAACGGCAAAAAACCAGUGACACUGGAUUAUAAAAUCUCUUAUGACCAUCAUGGCCUUUCCCAUUUGCUCAAGCCCCAACCCGAUGGCUCCCUGCCACUGGCCUCCUCCCCGGAUCCGCCAUCUGCGACCCCCGUGCCCCUCACCUUCCAGCAGGAGCUCGACAGGGACCCAGAGGCUCAGAUGUUGGAGGCCUCCACCCUCGGCUGUAUCCUCAGACGUUGCCUCUUCCGGGAGGGGAAAGGCGGCGUGCAUUUGUCUAAUUACGGGCAAGCCCGACUGGAGGGCAAUGUUUUCCGUAGGCUGAACUAUGCCGUCCGCUGCAUCCAGAACUCCACAGUGGUGAUGCUGAGAAACGAGGUGUGCGAGUGCCGGGCGUCGGGCGUGUUCCUGCGCCUCUCCGCUCAGGGCCUCAUCGCGGAAAACAACAUCCACUCGAAUGGGGAGGCGGGGCUGGACAUCAGAAAGGGGGCCAACCCCAUCAUUGUGUGCAACAAAAUCCAUAGCGGUUUGCGUUCGGGGGUCGUUGUCCUUGGCAAUGGAAAAGGUUCAAUCCGCAGCAACCAGAUCUAUAACAACAAGGAGGCGGGCGUGUACAUUCUCUUCAGCGGGAACCCUGUGGUCAGCGGGAACCACAUCUUCCAGGGCCAGGCGGCGGGCAUCGCUAUAAACGAGAACGGCAGAGGGAUGAUAACAGAUAAUGUGAUCAAAGAGAACCAGUGGGGAGGCGUGGACAUCCGCAGAGGCGGUGACCCCGUCCUGAGGAACAACCACAUCUGUUACGGUUACUCCGACGGUGUCGUGGUGGGAGAGAGAGGACGCGGACUAAUUGAGGGAAAUCGCGUCUAUUGCAACAAGGGCUGCGGCGUGUGGGUGAUGUCGUCCAGCCUCCCGCAGCUCCUGGGGAACUACAUCACCCACAACUACAUGUAUGGACUGGCGGUGUUCUGCAGGAAAGACCCAGACAACGCGGAGGCCCGGGAAGGGAACUGGCCCGGACAGGAGGGAGUUGGCGGCGAGGCGGGCAGCGGAGAGAGAAGGGACGCAGAGGGAGAAGGAAGGGAGGGGCAGGAGAACCUGAAUGAGGAGGGGGAGCUGUUCGCAUGGGAGAGCGAUCUGGACAGCGAGGACGAACGCCACUCGGCCCGCCGUUCCAUCAGCGUGGCGCUGGUGGAGAGCAACUGCAUGAGCUUCAACGGAGCGGUGGGUCUGUACGUGAAGAGCAGCGAGCCCCUGAACGUCUUCGCCAACCUCGUGAACAGCAACCGCGGCACCGGCGUCGCCGUGCUGCAGAGCAGCCAGCUGACCCGGCUGGUUACGAACUGCGUCCUUGGAAACGGGCGCGGUGGCGUCACUGUGGAGAAAGACUGCCGCGUGGAGCUCCGUGGCAACGGCGUCUAUAAAAACAGCGGUCAUGGCGUCAGUUUCUGUGGCAGCGGGCAGAUCGUGGAGAACGACGUCGUUGGGAACCGCGGUUACGGGGUCCAGGUGUCGGGCAGCGCCAACAUCAAGGUAUUGCGCAACCGCAUCCAACCGGCACAGGGCUGCGGCGUAGCUGUGCUCGGGCCAGUGAAAGGGGUCAUCCAUGACAAUCUCUUGUUCCAGGGCCACCCGGAAAGCAAAAAGGCGCUGCUACAUGUGGAUGCUGGCAAUGAGAGCUGUGUGUUGCGCAACAACAGUGUUCUAAGGCAUAAUAACAGCUGUCCUGCUCCUCCCUGGGUUUUGGAAAACCCGCCGCCUCGUCCGGUGGCCAUUUCCCCUUCUGGCCUGUCCUCGUCCCAGUAUCCCUCCAGAGUCGGGGUUUCCAUGACCACUAGGAUCAGCGCCACUGUGGAAAGCGGCUGCCACAGCGGCAGCAUGUUCUGCUCCAUCUUGUGAGCGCUCGUCAACCAGUCCGUACGACAAAGGGUCAUCGGCUCCUCACUUUUGAACCGGUGUGUUUGAACAUUUGAAGCGCGCUGACCACCUUCCUCAGAAGACCUCCUGAACGUGAUUGUCGGAGGCCUAGUCAGUCAAAGAAGAGGCUGCUCAGAGUUUAACCACUAAAAAGGGGCGAUUCCAUUCUGUAAAUCUGAAAAAUACUUUUGUAAUUUUUUUUUAAAUCAAAUUGCCAGUGCACCCAACAAAACGUGGACUGACGAAGCGUUUAAGCACCGCCGACAUCUGAGACCACCUCUUUCCAUAGCGGAGCUUCAACUUAAUCGUUGCUUUUUACAUUCAAGAUAUUCAUAUUCACGUGCAGACCUGCUUUACUCAGUUGGUUCAGUCAAGGUCGCUUCUGGGACUCGCUGGUUGGGAAGCUCACAUUUUUACAAAUCAGGAGUCUCGGGCUUCAGAGAUGCCAGCUGACACAAAGCUGUGCCUUGUUGGAUGAUUGUAAGCUAGAGAAGGAGUGUGAGGUGUAUAUGGAGAAAAUAGGCCUCUUUUUGCAGAAAUGCUUCUGCUUCUUGCACCGAGCCAUUUUCUGGGGAGUCUGCAGGUUGUUUUUCUCCUCCUGUGUUUGGGGGAAAAUAUAUACUGUGUGCAAUAUGUGCUUUCUUCAAAUGUGCCUCUGUUUUUACCAUCUGCGCCGUCAUCUAUAGCAUGUGCUCAUUUCGCUCCCCCUUUCUCCCCGCUCUUUGUACCUUGCACAGUGAGCAAUAAGUAGCGACAUCAUGUACGACUCAAACGUUCACCACUUUAUUUGCCUACACAACACAUAAAUAAACAGUUCUCGUUUGUGA
Pseudoliparis swirei is the source of this 3829-nucleotide messenger RNA. It is a transcript of the gene fbxo10, whose product is annotated as F-box protein 10. The record is from RefSeq and is a predicted model, not a curated record. Gene Ontology annotation, molecular function: protein binding. Lineage: Eukaryota; Metazoa; Chordata; Actinopteri; Perciformes; Liparidae. Gene Ontology annotation, biological process: protein ubiquitination; ubiquitin-dependent protein catabolic process; regulation of apoptotic process. The transcript is spliced from 10 exons. The coding region runs from base 33 to 2984 and encodes 983 amino acids.